Molecule: messenger RNA, 1755 nt
Organism: Gavia stellata (red-throated loon)
Lineage: Eukaryota; Metazoa; Chordata; Aves; Gaviiformes; Gaviidae
Gene: SLC30A3
Product: solute carrier family 30 member 3
Exons: 10
Coding region: 1-1755 (584 amino acids)
Biological process (GO): response to zinc ion; zinc ion transmembrane transport
Cellular component (GO): plasma membrane
Molecular function (GO): zinc ion transmembrane transporter activity
Source: RefSeq, a predicted model, not a curated record
AUGGAGUCCCCGACCGGCACCGAGAGCGCCCGCCUGGUCAGCCCGCGGGGCGGCCCCGCCGACGGCAGCCUGCGGCUCAAGAGUGCCCCCAGCAAACCCCUGGCACCGCCACCUCCAUCAUCCCCCGCAUCUGCAACCUUCGAUCUCCCCGCGCCCGCACUGCCGGCACUGGCGGGAGCCAUCGCCCCCGGCAUCUCCAUCACUCCCCAUCACCCCCGGCUCCUCCACCCCCCGGCUCCCGCACCCUCCGGCACUGGUACCCCCGGCACACCUCGGCAGCGCCAGCUCCCAUCCCCCGGGACCCGCAAGCCCCCGGCACGUCCAGCGCUGCCCAGCUCCCACGCCUCCCACCCCUCCAACACCCGCACCCCCCGGCACGUCCACACCCCCCAGCCCCCGCGCCUUCAUCCAUCUGGCACGGACAUCAGCACCUCCGCAGACGCCGAGCCAGCCCCGACCGUCCGUGCACCGGCACCUCCUUCCAGCCCACACCGGCACCCGCACCCCCUGACACCGGCAGCCAUCCCCUCCCGGCUGCCCGGCCGGCGGGAACCCCGGGCAACCGGGCCGGACUGCGGCUACCAGGGGUUCCGGGAGUCCCGGGCAACCGGGCCAGACUGCGGCUACCAGGGGUUCCGGGAGUCCCGGGCAACCGGGCCAGACUGCGGCUACCAGGGGUUCCGGGAGUCCCGGGCAACCGGGCCGGACUGCGGCUACCAGGGGUUCCGGGAGUCCCGGGCAACCGGGCCGGACUGCGGCUACCAGGGCCCCCCGGCCCCCAGCCCUGGCCGGGGGAGGCUCCAGGCCCGCCGGCAGCUGAGCAUCGCCUGCACCGUCUGCUGUGUCUUCAUGGUCGGGGAGGUGAUAGGCGGGUACCUGGCACACAGCCUGGCCAUCAUGACGGACGCAGCCCACCUGCUGACGGAUGUGGGCAGCAUGUCCGUCAGCCUCUUCUCCCUCUGGGUCUCCACCCGCCCGCCCACCAAGACCAUGAGCUUCGGCUGGCACCGCUCAGAGACGCUGGGUGCACUGGCCUCUGUCCUCUCCAUCUGGGUUGUGACCGGGGCCCUCGUCUACCUGGCAGCCGCCCGCAUCAUCAGCAACGACUACGAGAUUGAGGCGCGAGCCAUGCUGGCUACAUCUGCCAGUGCCGUCGGCGUCAACCUGGUCAUGGCCUACAUCCUGCGCCAGUCCCCUGCCAGCCACGGCACUGGGGGCUACGAGCAGCUGGAGAGCACCGGUGGCUGCCUGUCCAGCCAUGCCCCCCUGCCCGGCAGCACCAGCGUCCGCGCGGCCUUCGUCCACGUGGUGGGUGACCUGCUGCAGAGCAUCAGUGUCCUUGUGGCUGCCACCAUCAUCUACUUCAAGCCCCAGUGCAAGAUCGCAGACCCCAUCAGCACCCUCUUCUUCUCGGUCUUCGUCCUCGGCUCCACCUUCACGAUCCUCAGGGAUGUCUUCAGAGUCCUCAUGGAAGGGACGCCACGGGGCCUCGAGUUCGACGCGGUGAAGGAGGUGCUGCUGGGGGUGAGUGGGGUGAAGGGCACCCAUGACCUGCACCUCUGGGCCCUGACGCUGAGCCACCACGCCGUGUCAGUGCACAUGGCUGUCGAGGCCACCGCCGACCCCGAGACGGUGCUGCGGGAAGCCACCACCCAGCUGCGGAGCAAAUUCGGCUUUGCCUCAUGCACGGUGCAGGUGGAACGGUACCGGGAGGAGAUGGCAGCCUGCCAGCACUGCCAGGACCCCCGCGCCUGA